AUGUGGACAAUGAGUGAUAAAUUACACGAGAUAAUAUUUAGCUGUCUUGUAUCAGAAGAAUCUGUAUUGAGGUUUGUUAAUUGGUUUUUUGAUGGAAUAAGAAAAACAUUCGAUGAUAAAACUCUCUUUCUCAAUAAUAACGUUAAUGAUGUCAAUAAUGAUGAUGGUAACAUCAAGAAUAUAAACAAUGAUGGUAAUAAUGAUAACAUCAACAAAAUCAACAAAAUCAACAAUGUAAUUAAAUUCCCAACAACAUGUUUUCAAUGUAAUAAUAACUAUUUAAUGGAAAAUUGGUGUUAUCAAUGUGAAUCAUUUCUAUUCCAAUCGAAUUUUCAUAAAUGGACAUCUGACAAUAAAGAAAUCGACUCGUUUAUUAGAGAGACGCAAUUGGAAGUACCAAAUUACUAUAAAUUUUUAAGAUAUUUUGGAAAUUAUGAAGAAGAAUUUCAAAACAUCAAAGAAAUAAACACGACCCCAAAAAAUGUAUUAUCCGAAUCCAAAUGGAUCAGUAAUAAUAACAAUAGAUUUAAUGGCACAUUGAAACAGUGGGUAUAUAAUACACAAUUAGAAAUUAUUUUGGAUUAUUUAAAAUUUAAUAAUAAAGGAUUAUCGGAGAAAUUAAAUAAUGACAAAUUAGACGAUAAAUUAUGGAAUGAUUUAUUACAAGAUUUUAUUGUUAGAAUGAAAAAAAUAUAUGAGAUGAGAAAAACUUUAAAAUUAAGAUUUGCUGAUCAUGAUGAUGAUACCAAAUUGGGAAAUGACGGUGAUGGCGGUGAUGGUGACAAUGUAAAUGGAAACGGACAAGUACAAGGGAUACAAAUUAAAAGAAAAGAAACAAAUAGAUUCUUUAAAAAAUUAUUUAAACUUCCAUUAAGAAAAAAGAAAAAGUUGAUAAAUAAUCAGGUGAGAAGGGAUUCAUCAACAAUUGCAAUCAAAUAUAUUACAAAUGUACCAAAAUCAACAUCGCCGUUUAAUGAUGAUGCUAAUAACGAUGAAGAUAAAAAUAAAUUAGUAAUGCUUAAACAAAUUUUAAAUUCUGAAAAUAUUUCAAAAGAUUUUAUCACUCAGGUUAGGAAAUAA
This is a messenger RNA of Entrophospora candida, 1080 nucleotides long. The record is from the annotation of a GenBank genome assembly. Lineage: Eukaryota; Fungi; Glomeromycota; Glomeromycetes; Entrophosporales; Entrophosporaceae.